GCCCCACACAAAUGCUCCGACAAUCGAGAAGAGACGAUCGGACAAUGGUCGGGCUCCGGCCCCAUUUCGUCCUCCUCUUCGUCCUCACUCUCCUCCUCUCCGCAUUCUCCGACGCUUCGCACUGCUCAUCGACUCAAGGUUUAUCACUAGUGAGGAACAUCAGCGAGCUGCCACAAGAUAACUAUGGAAGGGGAGGUUUAUCUCACAUAACUGUUGCAGGUUCGUUCAUGCAUGGGAUGAAAGAGGUUGAGGUGUGGCUACAAACCUUUUCUCCCGGUACUCACACGCCAAUACAUCGGCAUUCUUGUGAAGAAAUUUUUGUUGUCCUCAAAGGGAGUGGUACUCUCUAUCUUGCCUCAGAUUCUCAUGGAAAGUACCCUGGAACACCUCAAGAGUUCUCUAUCUUUUCGAACAGCACGUUUCACAUCCCGGUUAAUGAUGCUCACCAGGUAUGGAAUACAAACAAACAUGAGGAUUUGCAAGUUCUUGUCAUCAUAUCUCGUCCACCAGUAAAAGUGUUCAUAUAUGAAGACUGGUUCAUGCCUCAUACUGCUGCAAAACUGAAGUAUCCUUACUACUGGGAUGAGGAAUGUCUCAAAGCUUCUAGGAAGGAUGAGCUUUGAUGUCCUUGCACUCCUGCCAAUUUGUUACUGUUUAUGUCCCAUGGUGUGCUAAGAGGAUAUAUACGAGAGAUGGAGCUUGGAAAGGCAUUGUGUCCUUGUCCGAUAUCAAAACUUAGCCAGGCUUGUAAAUUUAAUUGUCAGCAACUAUAUCUGCCCCAAUGUUCGAUCUCUGUUCGACGCAUAUGACUGCAUAUAUAGGAGGACCAUCUCUUGGUUCAUCUUCAUGUACUGUCCGGAGCCAGUGACACAUUUUAUUGCAUACGAAGUGCGGAUCAUUCUGGAAGCUGCGAAAUUUGAGCCUGAAAAGCG
Rhodamnia argentea is the source of this 932-nucleotide messenger RNA. RefSeq names its product auxin-binding protein T85. Lineage: Eukaryota; Viridiplantae; Streptophyta; Magnoliopsida; Myrtales; Myrtaceae. Gene Ontology annotation, molecular function: auxin binding. Bases 12 to 623 code for a protein of 203 amino acids. The record is from RefSeq and is a predicted model, not a curated record. The transcript has 6 exons.